This is a messenger RNA of Protopterus annectens (West African lungfish), 3842 nucleotides long. RefSeq names its product ATP binding cassette subfamily B member 7 (gene ABCB7). Gene Ontology annotation, molecular function: ABC-type transporter activity; ATP hydrolysis activity; ATP binding. NCBI's taxonomy places the organism in Eukaryota, Metazoa, Chordata, Ceratodontiformes, Protopteridae. Gene Ontology annotation, biological process: intracellular iron ion homeostasis; transmembrane transport. The record is from RefSeq and is a predicted model, not a curated record. Bases 43 to 2289 code for a protein of 748 amino acids. The transcript has 16 exons. Gene Ontology annotation, cellular component: mitochondrial inner membrane.
AUAAUGCAUUUUGUAUACUUUUCUUUUCUGAGUUCAUAGGGUAUGCAAUAUGGCGCUGUUCACAUUUCUCAGCAUUAUAUACCAGUGUUUCAGAAAACUAAGCUAGCGUGUAUAUUGCAGUAUAAUUGCCAUUUGACCUUAGCGAGGGUUACCACGUUCCAGAGUAAUAAGAAACCUUAUCAUGUUGUCCACAGUCAUCAGGCAUGUACAAGACGGACAGCUUGGCACGGUCUGGGGAAAGAUCAUGCAGGCCAUAUACUUAAAGCAGCAAAGGGACUUCAGUGGUGGCAGUUAGUAGAUAAAAGAUUGUGCUGGCAUGGGCAUGCAGGCGGAGGUCUUCAUACAGAUCCAAAAGAAGGGAUCAAAGACGUAGAUGCUGGAAAAAUAUUGAAAGCUAUGUUGUCAUAUGUUUGGCCGAAAGACAGGCCAGACCUCCGACUCAGAGUGGCAGUUUCCUUGGGGCUGCUAGCGGGUGCAAAGAUGAUGAAUGUAGUAGUUCCCUUCAUGUUUAAAUAUGCAGUGGAUAAUCUUAACCAGCUGUCUGGAAACAUGCUAAACCUGAGUGACUCGCCAAAUACCAUUGUAACCAUGGCAACAGCUGUUCUGAUUGGUUAUGGUGCUUCAAGAGCAAGUUCUGCACUGUUUAAUGAGCUGAGGAAUGCUGUGUUUGGCAAAGUUGCUCAGAACUCCAUCAGAAGAAUUGCAAAAAAUGUUUUCCUCCACCUUCAUAAUUUGGAUUUGGGUUUUCACCUGAGCAGGCAGACUGGAGCCCUUUCAAAGGCAAUUGACAGAGGAACAAGGGGAAUCAGCUUUGUUUUAAGUGCCUUGGUUUUCAAUCUGGGGCCUACUGCAUUUGAAGUUGCACUUGUCAGUAGCAUAUUGUAUUAUAAAUUUGGUGGCAGCUUUGCGUUCAUAACCUUGGGGACACUAGGGACAUACACUGCUUUUACUGUUGCAGUUACACAGUGGCGCACUAAAUUUCGUAUAGAAAUGAACAGAGCUGACAAUGAAGCCGGAAAUGCUGCAAUAGACUCAUUGUUAAAUUAUGAAACUGUAAAGUAUUUUAAUAAUGAAAAGUAUGAAGCAGAGCGGUAUGAUUCCUUCUUGAAGACGUAUGAAGCUGCAUCAUUAAAGACUACUACAACUCUUGCAAUGCUGAACUUUGGACAGAGUUUGAUUUUUAGUGUUGGCUUGACAGGAAUCAUGGUUCUCGCCAGUAAAGGAAUUAUGUCAGGUAACAUGACUGUGGGAGACUUGGUGAUGGUGAAUGGACUGCUUUUUCAGCUCUCUAUGCCACUUAAUUUCUUGGGAACAGUGUAUCGAGAAACCAGACAAGCACUAAUAGACAUGAACACAAUGUUUACACUCCUCAGCAUAGAUACAAAAAUCAAAGAAAAAGCAAUGGCCCCUCCUCUGAAAAUAACACCACAGACUGCCACCAUUGCCUUUGAGGAUGUGUAUUUUGAGUAUCUUGAAGGACAGAAAGUGCUGAACGGUGUGUCUUUUGAAGUGCCUGCAGGAACGAAGGUAGCUAUUGUAGGAGGAAGUGGAUCGGGGAAAAGUACAAUAGUAAGAUUGUUAUUCCGCUUCUAUGAGCCUCAGAAGGGAAACAUCUAUGUAGCUGGACAGAAUAUUAAAGAUGUAAGCUUGGAAAGCUUGAGGAAAGCGCUUGGAGUUGUGCCACAGGAUCCAGUUCUAUUCCAUAACACACUUUAUUAUAAUCUUUUGUAUGGAAAUAUUGAUGCUUCACCAGAGGAUAUAUACAGUGUAGCAAAAUUGGCAGGACUCCAUGAUGCAAUUUUGCGAAUGCCCAAUGGGUAUAAUACACAGGUUGGAGAACGAGGGCUCAAGCUUUCAGGAGGAGAAAAACAGAGGGUUGCAAUAGCCAGGGCCAUCUUGAAGAAUCCUCCUAUAAUUCUGUAUGAUGAAGCUACAUCAUCGCUAGACUCUAUCACAGAGGAGAAUAUUCUGAAUUCCAUGAGAGAUAUGGUAAGGCAUCGUACGUCUGUGUUCAUUGCACACAGGUUGUCAACAAUUGUGGAUGCAGAUGAAAUCCUUGUCUUGGAUCAGGGUAAAGUAGUGGAGAGAGGAACUCAUUAUGCCCUUCUGAGCAACCCCAACAGUUUCUACUUUGACUUGUGGCACUCACAUAACCACCGCACUCAGAAUAUUGAAAAUAACUACAGACUAGAGCAGAGGCAAGAAAAGGUGUCAAAAGAAGAUGAAAGGAAGAAACUAGAGGAAGAAAUCCUCAACAGCGUCAAGGGUUGUGGGAACUGUUCGUGCUAAGCCCAGAUUCACAACGUGCAUUGACUGUUGUAGACUACACUGGAAGGAUUUUGAGAGUUGACAGGUUGUGACAGAAAAUUACAGAGGCAGCACAGUUUUUAAGCCAAUAGUUUUAUUUUUAUAUUUAGGUGAAUGUACCAAAAAGAAAUUGCAAUGACAAUUGUGGCACAUUCUUCAAAACAGACUUGUGAAAAUCCUAAUUCGUGGAGCACCUACCAAUUUGUAUAGCAGAAAUUGUAAUAUAGGGUAUGAAUUUAUUCUGGCAAGUAUUUAUUCAUUUAGUUAUAAUGAUUUCUAAAAGUCUUCAGAAAUGUUGCUAAUUUCUAAUAUCUGUUCAUGAGAACUCCAUGAGGAAUAUAUACAAGAGAAAUAUGUUUUAAGCAACUUUUUUUUUCCCAUUUUACAUACUCUUAGCAAUGUUGAAUCAAUGUUUGCUGUGAUCAUUCUGACUUGGUUAGCUUUUUUGAUUGUCAUUCUGUUUUCUCUGUUGUGUGGUACCCUGUCCCCAGUUUACAUUUUUUGUUCAGUAUUUUCAUUUAUUUACAACUGAAGUGAACUGUUUCAUAUGAUUUCAUACAGGUUUUCAUUUGUGAUGGUAUCCUAUAAUUUUGUUAGCAGACAAGUUGCUGCUGUUUUUUCUUUCAUGGUAACACGUUGGCAUCAGGCAAAACACAUAUCUUAACUUAAUGGGGCAACUGUUUGUGCGACAAGUGAUGCACAUUAACCAGCCAUGGCAAGAAUGACAGUAAAUUCUGAAACAUCUGAUAUUUGGUACAUAAAUGGAAGUCCUAGAUAAAUUUGCAUUGCAGAAAUGUUAUGUUACAGUUUGGAAAGUAAUGGGGCCAUCUGUGACCAAGUAGAAUAAAAACCUAGUCAGAAUUCCAAAAAACUACAUUUACUUUAGCUUAAAAUUCUCAGUAAUUGUCUUUUUCCUAUUUCCCUUUUAGGUCUAAUUUAUUUAUCAUAUAUUGUAUAAUUUCUAAUGGUCUUUGAAUGUUCUUUAACAUUUAAGUGCAAAUGUUAGCUGUCAUUCCACUGUUUAUCUAACAGUAGAAAACAUUUGCACCUCGGAGCAGUUCUUUAUUUUGUUUAGCUUGCUUUGUACACUUUUGUACUUUGCAGAUACAAAGUAUUCCUUAAAUGUUGCGUGUGGGUUUUUGUUUUGUCCUGUUUUGUGCAAUAAUACGUUGUUCUGCCUUUCAAAAGGAAGGUGGGUACUGUAUAGUAACAGCACAUUUUGUAUGCAAGUACGGUUGCUGGGGUUUCACAGGAGCCUUUUUUAAAGAAGCAGUUAAGUCCAUGCAUCGGUGAUAUAGAGUGCACCUCUGCAUACCUUAACACCAUCACAGAACUAUUAGCUACCAUUUUGAUUAUGUAAAAAUAAACAUCAUCUCAUUUAUUUUCUGUCUUUGGACAGUCAUGUUUUGUCUACUAUAGUGUAUAAAACAGAUGAUUGAAACACUGGCUCUGUAACAUUGCUGCUUUUUUCAUGCUUUGUUGUACAGAAUCAGAACAUGCACUGAAUAAAAGAAAGCUUACUGUAAUCAAAAUUA